AUGGACACCGAACCGAAGCCAACGUAUGUCGUGCAGCAGGCUCACUGCCUGGGAAUGAAGUGCCCUCCUUCUGAGGACUUUCCUCAUCAGGUAAGACUGACUGAGAAGAUACCACCAGUGAAACCUUGCUUCAAGAAGAAGCAGCAAGUGCAGAAGAGACUGGACACACAAACUCUCUGUGCUUUGCGGCCCAUCUUUACCAGUUUGCUGGGAGCUGGGACCUUGGAUAGGGUCUUUGUGCCCUGCGGCCAAGGUGGCAGCCACAGUGAUUUAUGUGAACCUGCUGUGAAAAAAACUCUGGAUCUCGGUACUUCUUGCCCCCAAGCAGAAAAUGAUGUGAGAGUGCUGAUGCCAGCAGUUCCGGAUGGGCAGAGUCAGUUGCCAGUGGCUCAUCCUUCUUCUGGGCAUCCCGAGCAGGAUGUCCAGUCAGGAGAACAAGGCUUCAUACCAGAAACGGCUCCUGGAGCUGCUGCUGAUAGUGGUAAUGAAUCAUUCCAGGAUCACCCUUUGCACCCAGCUGCGAGCAAUGGUGCAGCUUGUCCUUUGUUCCCUGACAAAAUGCUGGAAAGCUACACAUCUGGCUUAUUCCAGGAGAACAGCUGUCCUGUGCAAUACCAUGUGGACCCAAGCAAUAAAUUCAGUGCUGGGAUAUUCCAGGAUAAAAGUGAAGAAGCUUCUCUAGAUCUGGUAUUUGAGCUCUUGAACCAGCUGCAGUAUCAUACCCAUCAGGAAGAUGGGAUUGAAAUCUGUGUGGAUUUUCUGCAGGGCAUUUGUCUUUAUGGCAGUGAUUGUCCCAAACAUCACACGGUCUUGCCAUACCAUUGGCAAGUGAGGAGGACAGCAACCCAGAGCUGGCAAAGUGUCACCAACGAUUCCCAGGAGCAUCUGGAAAGGCUCUACUGCAACCCUGACAACGACAGGAUCAAAGUGAAGUAUCGGGCCCAUGAGUUUUGGGUGGACUUGAAUGCUAUGAAGUUGUACGAAACAGUUGAGUUUGACCAAAUGCGGCGGCUGUCCACACCUUCCUGCCCCAGCUCCAGCUCCAGCUCCUUCACUGUCUGGAAAUACUUCUGCAGGGACCACUUCGGCUGGAGGGAGUACUCAGAGCCUGUUGUCAGACUGAUAGAAGAAGCCAGCUGCCGGGGUCUGAAGGAGGUUCGGUUUAUCACCUGGCAUAACCAAUACAUCUUAAAUAUCAAAGAUGGGUUCCAGCAAAAUGCAUGUUUCAGGAGAGAAAUCAAGAGGAGACCCCUUCUUCGCUCCUGCGUUGUGCUGAUGCCGUUUUUACAGUAA
Messenger RNA from Mesitornis unicolor (brown roatelo), 1293 nucleotides. Its product is annotated as TCDD-inducible poly [ADP-ribose] polymerase-like. Gene Ontology annotation, molecular function: zinc ion binding. NCBI's taxonomy places the organism in Eukaryota, Metazoa, Chordata, Aves, Mesitornithiformes, Mesitornithidae. The coding region runs from base 1 to 1293 and encodes 430 amino acids. The record is from RefSeq and is a predicted model, not a curated record. The transcript has 3 exons.